GAACAGUGGGACACUACUGACAGAUCGGAAAAAUUAGUGCAAUUCCUCGAGGAGUUAACGGCAGUGUCAGCUGACGGAGAAUGGCUUGCUUGAAACUUGUAAGUAAAGAAACGAUUCGGAGAGAGCCAGUUCGGAAGUUCAAUCGAUCUUCAACUCCAUUGAAAGUAAUGAACUGUAAAAUCUUUAUAUACCAAUGGUACAUUCUAGUAUCGAAACUGUGAAAUUUUCAAAGAUGCAGUUGAUCAAUGAUAUACGUCGUAAAGAAGUUAACUUUCAUCCCUUAUCAUUUCAUAUAUCUUCAUUUAGGUAUUUCAUUUUUUAUUUACUUUCGUAAUAACAUAUUUCAGCAGCUCCGAAAUGACACGUUUUAAUUUUUUUUUUUUUUUUAAAUAUUCAUCUUUCCUUUUGUAAUACCUGCUGCAAAUAAUAUUUAAUAGAAAAACAUCAUUUCUCAGUACUCGUGUAUAUUAAUUGGAAAUUUUUAAUAAUUCUUAAGAUAUUAUUCUUGGACAACAUCGUAAAUUUAAAAGAAGGUGGGCGAAAAAGAUAUACGAGCGUACAAAGGAAUUUGUUAGAAAAUUCGUAGAAUCGAUCGAUAUAUAUAUAUAGUCAGAAGUGUCGUGACAUUUACCACACAUUUUGAGGAUGGUACCUGUUCCUUUUUUUUCUUUUAGUACACAGUCCUGCUGCUGGCUGUCAUUGUUGGCAUCGUCUCUGCGAAACCAGGAUAUUUCGGUGGCUACUACGGCGGCUUUUAUCCUUACGUUUAUAGCUAUAAGUAUCCUUUCUACGGAUAUGGACACGGUUACGGACAUUAUGGCUACCCCCACUAUGGUUAUGGUCACGGAUUUGGUCACUAUGGUUAUCUUUAAUUGAAAAGACGACUGUUUGGAUACCACGAUUCCCAAAGAAGAAAAUAUCUUGAAACCGAUCUAUCCUCCGUAGAUCCGUUGAUUUUAUUGUCGUAAAUCCCUUCACUCGAAAAGCUUUACUGCAAACUGCAUUUAUUUUCUAUCGAUAUUCUCGAAAUUCUAGUUAUUGACGAACGAUGAGGGUGUUUGUCAAAUAAGCGGACUUUAUUUAAUCAAAUCUUUCGUUCUCAUCGUCGUUAAAGAUAUUGUGCAAAUCGAGCAAAUAAAAUGUAGAUUUC
This is a messenger RNA of Heterotrigona itama, 1150 nucleotides long. The record is from the annotation of a GenBank genome assembly. NCBI's taxonomy places the organism in Eukaryota, Metazoa, Arthropoda, Insecta, Hymenoptera, Apidae.